Molecule: messenger RNA, 1749 nt
Organism: Polychytrium aggregatum
Lineage: Eukaryota; Fungi; Chytridiomycota; Chytridiomycetes; Polychytriales
Exons: 5
Coding region: 108-1397 (429 amino acids)
Biological process (GO): pyrimidine ribonucleotide biosynthetic process; 'de novo' pyrimidine nucleobase biosynthetic process
Cellular component (GO): mitochondrial inner membrane; cytoplasm
Molecular function (GO): dihydroorotate dehydrogenase activity
Source: RefSeq, a predicted model, not a curated record
AAUCCUUCUGCGCAUCCUCAGUCGUUAUCGCAGUCAGCGAGUCCGCUGCUCCAGCCCAGCACAACACAGCCCAGCACAACCCACAAACUACCCGGCACCAUUCUACCAUGACCUUGCUGCGAGCCUUCGCGGCCGUCAGGGCCCCCAGCCGAUCGGUCCUCCGAUCCUACUCAACCGCACACACCGCAUCGUCGUCCUCGUCGCUUGGCUCGUGGGCCAAGCUUGCCGUGGGACUCUCGGCCGCGAGUGUCGCCGCCGUCUAUCUAUACGACUCCCGCGCCUGGGUCCACCGCGGAAUCUUGAUGCCGACCAUCCACUUUUUGCUCGACGCUGAGACUGCCCAUCGCGCCGCCAUUCUGGCUGCCAAAUAUCACCUCUGCCCCGUCGAUCGCGGAGUCGACAGCGAUGUGCUUGCCACUGAAAUCUGGGGCAAGAAAAUCUCCAACCCCAUCGGCCUCGCUGCUGGAUUCGAUAAGCAUGCCGAGGCCAUCGAUGCCAUGUUCGGCGUUGGCUUUGGCGCCGUCGAAAUCGGGAGUGUGACUCCCCAGCCCCAACCAGGCAACCCGCUCCCGCGCAUGUUCCGCCUCCCAGAGGACCGCGCCGUCAUCAACCGAUACGGAUUCAACUCGGAGGGCCACCAGGCCGUCUACGACCGUCUCAAAUCCCGUAUCCGCAACUUCCUCUACCGCAGCGCCUCCGGUUCGGAGUCUCUGCCAAAGUCGCUCAAGGAGAACCGACUGCUUGGCGUCAACCUCGGCAAGAACAAGACCUCCCCCGCCGACUCCGACGACGACUAUAUCAAGGGCAUCGAAAAGCUCGGCGAGUUUGCCGACUAUAUUGUCGUCAACAUCAGCAGUCCGAACACCCCCGGCCUGCGCGCAUUGCAGCGCCGUGAGCCCAUGGAGCGACUGAUGCAAGAGGUCAAGGACUCUCGCGACAAGCUUUCGCAUCGUCCCCCCGUGGUGGUCAAGAUUGCGCCCGAUCUUACGGAUGAAGAGCUCGACGACAUUGCUCAAGUGGUCAUGAAGGUCGGAAUUGACGGUGUGAUCAUCAGCAACACCACCAUCAGUCGUCCCGCGACUCUCAAGAGUGAUCCCCGCCUGAUUCGCGAAAUGGGUGGUUUGUCUGGUCCUCCCAUCCACUCGCUCUCUGUAGCCACCCUGUCCAAGUUCUACAAGAUCACCGGCGGCUCCGUCCCUCUGAUUGGCUGCGGCGGUGUCCUGACGGGCGAAGAUGUCAUUCGCUUCGCCAAGGCCGGCGCCAGUCUGGUCCAACUCUACUCGAGCAUGGCCUACGAGGGCCCCGGGCUCAUUGCCGAUCUGAAGGACGAGGUCACCCGAAUCCUCAACCGCGAGAACAAGACCUGGAACGACAUUGUCGGCCUUGACCACAAGUAAUUCACCUGGACGAUGACUGCUUGCUCUCGAUCCUGUUCAAAAGUGCGCUCCUUUGCGCACUAUUAUAUUGCACUGCUCGUGAGCUUCGAACUCUCUCAUUUAUCUUGAAUCCCGCUGCGGAUGUUGUCUCUGGAAGAGCCUGCCAGGAAUAAAGACUCUCGAUCCAGCCGGGCGACUGGUUGCAGCGAGCACUCUUGGUACACCCUUCAGUAUUCUCCCCCCCGGAAGCACAUCCCCAACUCUGUAUGCUGGCUGCUCGCGAUCGCCAUCGAGUCGUUCUAGCGAUCGUUGAAGCCUUGCUAUCGCAAGACCCACCGCGAUAUACGCUGCGAUAUACACCGAGAAUGUCAGC